AUGUCUCCUUCCAAAUUAUCAAAUGACGAAACUCCACCUGAUUUGGAUUUUCGAUUCACUGGUAUCAAACAACGGUUAAUUAAAUCCGAGAAUGUCAAACAAGUCACUGCUAGUUGGAAAAGAUUAUUAGUUGAAAUAAACAAAGAGUUUACAGAGAUUGCCAAAAUAGGACCCUCAUAUGUUCCGAAAUGUGAUUUUAUUGACAUCAAAGACAACAAGCUUCCACAGCAAGUUUCCGAAUUGUUCAAACAACGGGGAUGUUUAAUGAUUGAAAAUGUAAUUGAUGUUGAUCGAAUUGAUAUUUGGUUCAAUGAAUUGGUCGAGUUUUGUAAAACACACCCCGAAACAGCAGGAUACACUUUUCCUAAUCCAACAUCUUGGUACAAUGUUUUUUGGUCAAAGCCACAAACAGAAGCAAGGUUCCACCCUAAUAUGAAAGCCAUUUUCAAAGCCAUGAGUAAAGAGUUUUAUGUUGAAGAUAAAGAGAAUUGUUUAAUUGAUUUAGAUACACAGCUUGUUUAUGGGGACAGGAUUAGAAUCAGAGAGCCUGGAAAGGCAGCUGCUUUGCCAUUGCAUUUAGACUCUUCGUCAAUCGAAAGAUGGGAAGACAUCAUGUAUUCUGAAGUGUACAAAUCAAUUUUUGAAGGUGAUUGGGAGAAUUGGGAUGCAUUCAAAUUAGAUGAAAGAACUUACUCCAAAGAAAAUUUAUAUAAAGAUGAAGAUGAUACUGGUGGGAAAUCCACAAUAUGUUCUUCAUUUCGUACAUUGCAAGGUUGGUUGGCACUUUCCAACAAUAAGUCAGGUGAAGGUACUUUGAGAGUAUUACCCAGUUUGAAAUUAUCAAUGGCUUAUAUAAUGCUUAGACCAUUUUUUUGGAAAGACCCCGAGUCAGGGAACAUAGAUGAUUAUGAAAUUGAUUUGAUUACACCCAAGUUUCCUGGAACAGUGCCAGGAACUGGACAAUUGUUUCUUGAUAAGUUUUAUCCUCAUUUACAUCAAGGUAUUAUUUCUAUCCCAGAUGUUAAAAAGGGCUCAUUUGUGUUUUGGCAUUGUGAUCUCCCUCAUGAGGUUGAUCGAGAACACAAUGGAAAUGGACACUCUUCGGUGUUAUAUUAUGGCCAAACUCCAUUAAGUAUUACAAACAUUCAGACAUUGUUGGAUACUAGGGAUGCAUUUUUGAAAAAUAUUUCACCAGCUGAUUACAGAUCUCAAUUGAACGAGGAAGAAAAGCAAAAAGAAUUUCAAGGUGCCAAUAUCGAUGACUUGAAAAACGAUAUUGAUUCGAAAAGAUCGAUGGGGUUGGAAGAAUUUGAAAAACCAGAAAAUAUGAGCGGUGGUCAAGCAAAAAUUAGAAGUAUUGCAAAUCAAGCGUUAAAAAGUAGUGGCUUCAAUGUUGAUAAGUAUAUUCACCAUGCUGCUAAGUAG
This is a messenger RNA of Candida albicans SC5314, 1425 nucleotides long. RefSeq lists its product as uncharacterized. The transcript has a single exon. NCBI's taxonomy places the organism in Eukaryota, Fungi, Ascomycota, Pichiomycetes, Serinales, Debaryomycetaceae. Bases 1 to 1425 code for a protein of 474 amino acids. The record is from RefSeq and is a predicted model, not a curated record.